AUGCCGACAGAUGUGCUCAAAGACAGUAUCAGUAUCGAGGAAACACUGGUGAAGUGUGAUAGUAUGACUCUGUCCAGUGCCCCGCCUUUACGCAGAGGAAGUACCCCUCUGCCAAUCAAACACCAACUCAGACGGGAAGAAGCUGUUCAUGAUGAUUGUGAUUGGACAUCAGGGUUGGCUGGACCUUCUCCUCCUCCAAUCAGUUUCAGCCUGGCGAAGGAUGAGACCAUCACCUCAGCAGUAGAGAGGAGACCCCCCUCUGAAGGGCCCUUUCGAAUUGCCCUGCUGGGUCAGAAUGGGGUGGGCAAGUCAUGCCUUGCUAUCGCCUUGGCUGGGGAUUUGGAUCGAACUGCAUCUGUGGAUUCUGAAGGGGAGGGCUAUGUGCACACUGUUACCGUGGACGACGAGGACUGCACCAUCCUUAUCUACGACAACUGGAGGCAGGACCUGUCUGAUCUCCAGUGUGAGGUGUGUGUCCUGGUGUUCUCUGUGACGGACAGGCGGAGUUUCCACCGCACCGCCCAACUCCGCCUCCUCCUCAGGGAGACGCAACCGCAAACUCCCAUCAUCCUCGUGGGCAACAAGAGCGACCUGGUCCGUUCACGUGAGGUCAGCACUCAAGAGGCCCUCACCAGCGCUUCUCUGUUUGACUGUCUAUAUGUAGAGAUGUCAGCCUCUCUGGAUCACCGCACGGCAGAGCUCCUGGAGUAUGCUGUGAGGUUAGCCAGGGGCCUCAGCCCGGUGCCUCCAGGGGCCUGUGGGCACGACAUGGCUGGCGGCCGGGAGAGCAUCACCCACCGUGCCAAGCGUUUCCUCACUAGCCUGGUCCCACGCUACCCCCGCGAGAGGGAACGAGACGGGGGCAAGUUCUUUAGACAAAAGUCCCGGUCCUGCCAUGACCUGGGUGCCCUGUGA
Salvelinus namaycush (lake trout) is the source of this 915-nucleotide messenger RNA. Its product is annotated as GTP-binding protein REM 2-like. The record is from RefSeq and is a predicted model, not a curated record. The transcript is spliced from 5 exons. Gene Ontology annotation, molecular function: GTPase activity; GTP binding; calcium channel regulator activity. Gene Ontology annotation, cellular component: plasma membrane. Bases 1 to 915 code for a protein of 304 amino acids. NCBI's taxonomy places the organism in Eukaryota, Metazoa, Chordata, Actinopteri, Salmoniformes, Salmonidae.